Dichomitus squalens LYAD-421 SS1 is the source of this 837-nucleotide messenger RNA. Its product is annotated as WD40 repeat-like protein. Lineage: Eukaryota; Fungi; Basidiomycota; Agaricomycetes; Polyporales; Polyporaceae. The record is from RefSeq and is a predicted model, not a curated record. Gene Ontology annotation, molecular function: protein binding. The transcript has 2 exons. The coding region runs from base 1 to 837 and encodes 278 amino acids.
AUGACGUCAAGUGUGAGUCUUGUUCAUCAACAAUGCCUCCUGAGUUGUACGCUGACUGGAGUAGCGGGCAAACCCGGGCAUGACUCGGAUGUCACCGCGCUCGUCAUCUCCUCAGAUGGGCGGUGGGUAGCGACGGCCUCCAAGGAUUUCACCAUCAUCCUGUGGGAUGCGCGAGACGCAUGCAUCUUGCAAGAGUGGUUCGCCCAUGGCGGAGAGGUCAGGGAUCUCGCCUUCUCACCAGACGGCCAACGGCUCGCGUCUACAGGUAAAGACGGCAUGGUCGCAAUCUGGGACAUCAUCAGUGGCAGUCCACAUCAAGUCGCCACCAUCCAGGGUCACCCUACUCCUCUCGAAAGCUGCGCGUGGUCCAAUGAUGGUGCUUAUAUUGCAUCCCAAGGGGAUGGCCGCACUAUGCGACUCUGGGAUGGACGCACAGGGGCGCCUCUGCUCUUGCGGGGGCACGCAGAUUGGGCCCGCGAUAUCGUCUUUUCCCCAGACGGUCGGCUACUGCUCUCAGCAUCGGUGGAUAAGACGAUGGCGAUAUGGAAUACUCACACGGGGGCAAAGAUCCGGUCGCUCAAGGGGCACACGGGCGCGGUGUUCACGGCAUGCUUCUCACCGUGUGGGAAGUAUAUCGCCUCUGCAUCUGAAGACAAGACGGUGAGGCUGUGGAAGACGAGGUCGGGAUCAUGCAUGAAGAAGCUCUCCGAACACGGUUCAUGGGUCCGGCAUGUUGCGUUCACUCCGGACGGGACAAUGUUAUGGUCCGCAGCGUGUGAUGGGACUGUUCUGGGACGUCGGCUACAGGACAUUAUUCCGAACAUAUUCAAAUCUUAG